CGACCCAGCCUGAACUCAUGUGUUACUAAAAGCCAUGUUCAUGGAGUUCUGUCUUCCUGGGGCCAGACGCUAUUACAGGCCAAAUCCACUGUAUGAAAAAUUGAAGUUAAAGGAGAAGAUGGUCCCGUCAUUCCUGAACAAAUUAGAGACUGAUAACAUUGACUCCUGUGAGAACUUCCAGGAGCACAAGAAAGAGAUUAACUUCUAUAGAAACCUGCACAGUCGGCUCCUGUUGCAGUCCUCUCUUGUAAAGAAGUCAUUGGUCCAAGUGAAGCAGGAUUACAAGGAAGUGAAGGCUGAUUGGUACCUCCUCCAACAGUACUUGACUGAGAUGAACCUGACUGUUGAAGAUGAACAGGAGAAGACCAGCAACCUCCAGAAACAGCAACAUCAGGUCUCAGAAGCUGCAAGAGAGCUGGAAUUGGCCACAUCCCAGCAGGAGAGCCUCUUCCAGAAUGAGUUGCCACCUCAGGAGCCCCCUGCUGAGCUCUGUCCUCAACAGCCACAGACUUCUUUGGAUGAAUCUCCUUCCUCAUGGAUCAUUUCCACAGUGUGAAUGGGCCCAAACUAUGUAGCCAGUGAGACAGCCAGGCUGAUCCAUGGUCUUUUUCUCUUUCCUGUGUGACCCCUUGAGAGAGAACUGAGGUGACUGCAG
This is a messenger RNA of Grammomys surdaster, 655 nucleotides long. RefSeq names its product disks large homolog 5-like. The record is from RefSeq and is a predicted model, not a curated record. The transcript has 3 exons. Lineage: Eukaryota; Metazoa; Chordata; Mammalia; Rodentia; Muridae. Bases 35 to 556 code for a protein of 173 amino acids.